This is a messenger RNA of Microsporum canis CBS 113480, 2097 nucleotides long. RefSeq lists its product as hypothetical. The transcript has 2 exons. The record is from RefSeq and is a predicted model, not a curated record. The coding region runs from base 1 to 2097 and encodes 698 amino acids. Lineage: Eukaryota; Fungi; Ascomycota; Eurotiomycetes; Onygenales; Arthrodermataceae.
AUGUCUAAUUCUAACAACGAUGAAAAAAAGCCACGGGACUCAAAACGGUACAGUGGCCGCGGUUUGGCUCUGAUUACAGAGGAGCAUGCCAAUCCUUCUGUCUCCGAGUCUCCGGGGCAAGGUGAUAUCUCUAAUGGCCAGAUGACACCUGUGGCUGACGAGCUAACACAAAGUCCGGCUAUACCAGAGAUACACCUUCCGACGUCUACAGUGGAUAUUGAGACUGUAUCUGUUGGUAAGGGAUCAAUUGCUGUUUCAGCCCUCGCAGACGAAAAGGAUAUCGAAAGGGGUCGUCAUUCGUUUACGGUAUCUGAAGUUGAUAUGAAACCAACCCGAGAGCCGUCUAUCAUCUCAUCUGCAGACACGCUCGAUAAUUCCAAGCAGAUUGAAGUAGGGAAUGUCAUAAAUAAUGGUGGUCGAGACCAAGUGCGGCUGGCCGAUGCUUCACAGACUCAGAUGAUACUUUCCCGCCGGUUCUCAUUUGAACUAGAACCAGAGACCAGCCAACUUACCGGAAGUCCCUUACCCGCAGGACACCAAGAUCCCUCCAUUUAUCAAGCCACCAAUGGGCACGCUACGCAAUACAGCUUCCCUCCUCCUAGGAUGAGCAAUUCGUCUCCUACUAUAAAUGAACCAAGCCAACAGCCUAGUCACCCAACCCACCCAGCCCACUCGCGCACCUGGACUCAAACCGACCAGCGCAGUGUGUCUCCAUUACCUGUUGUUCAUAAACACACAGACACAAAUGGCUCCGGUUUAUCUUUCCGGGUCUCGAGUGCGGCGCAUGAGCAGCCAGCUGGCCAGCAAGCUAACGGGAAUGCUACCAACUACUACUAUUCCCAAGCGGGUGCGGGAUGCCCCGAUCCUGGUGUCUACCAGCCACCUCUGGAGGAGCAGAAAAAGCGACGUGCCAGCCUUGGGCUCACGGGGAUCAUGUCGAAGGUCAAUAUGGUCCGUAACAAGGGGGAACAGGCCGAGCGACCUUCAUCUCCUGUAUUGAAGAAGGGUGGCAAGAUGUUCAAGACGCUGAAAUUUGAUCUUCUCCAUGGAAAGAACAAAAGCCACCGCCAUGCAAGUUCGGAUUCAGCAGAUCCAGGAGAGACAGCGCCGGCCGCGUCAUAUAAUACCAGACAGGCCUUCUCGCCUGAUGGGGCGAUUUCGCCCAGCAGGACACAGUCUCCUUCCCCAAGCGCAAACGGGAGUCGGUGGAACUCCAACCCAUCCUCACCAGAAGACUUCUCUGGUCAGACUACAGGCAGCCGGUCGGGUAGAUUUUAUACGUCCAUCAAUUCUUUUCUCCCACGCCUUCCUGAGCCUUCGGACACGCCCCAGAUAAGCAGACAGCCUUCACCAUCGAAGGAACCCUCAUCUAGUCUCAGAGAUGGAAUUCCAGGCGCCUCCUCUGGCCCUUCCAGUGCGACUAUACCAUCAGGAGCGAGCUUUGUCUCAAAUAAUAACUUCAAUUCGACGCCACCACCCCUACCUCAUAGCAUCAAUUCUCCCACUAGCUCCGAGCAGACGUCCAAGUCCCCAGCACACUCGCCACAUAUCAAAGACCUACACUUUCGUUCUCGCAGCCCUCUCUCCAGACCCCCAGAUAACACCGACAGCUCUUCACUUUUCUCUGAUACACACGACCCUGCACAGAGGCUAGGGACAUUCCAUUCGUCCGUUCCGCACACGCCGCGUGUAGGUGACCAAGAGACACCAUGGACCAUCACGCUGCCCCAGGAUGAACAGGAGCCUCCGGCGCCCGGUACAGCGCAUCAUCCGGCAUGUACUUCUCCGGGCCUACGCCGAGUCAGCUGUGGCGUAGCUGGCGUAUCGCUGACAACAUCACCACCAAAAGGAUCUCUGAAUGGCUCGUACUCAUAUUUCGAAACACGUCCAACCCUAGCCAGCCAUUCUAUUGUCGGUCCAUCUGGCGAGCCGUCGAACGGCGCCCAUCACCCCACACAAACCCGCCUUGUCCAUGUAGCUUCAAUGGAACCCGUCGAGCUUCCAGCGAACGAUGACUCCAGUGAAGAAAUAGUGAUGUCUAGCACCUCCUAUCCCGGCCAGGAAUGGCAGCCUGCCUACCUAGGCCAGUGGGAUUAG